UUCAAUCAUCUUCUACCCCCAACUUUUCAUCGGGAUUUCCAUAUAAUUGCUCCCGAUUCACUCUCACACAGCUUCUAUUACCCUUUUCUAUCCUUUUAUCCAGCCGUUGUUUGCUGUUCAUCAUCAACAUGGCCGAGGAGGGAAAUUCGCUACUUGAUCGCCUCCAGGCAUCCGAGCCCACGGAGGCGCAGUUGAAGAAAAUGUCGUUACUCGAAGAAAAGCGCUCUCGUAUUGGCCUCGAAUCCCUCCGCGACAGCACUGUGAAGAUGCGCGACUGGUAUAAUGAGCGCGAUGCGUUCAUCAACGAAAAUGACGAGAUCAAGGAGAAUUUCUGGGUUCGCGUCUUCGCCAGCGCCCCUAGCGAGAUCGAUCAAUACAUCAUGACCCCCGACGCGGCCGCUCUAGGCUCUACCCUCAAGAACCUGAAGGUGGAACGAUUCGAGCUGAACGAGCAGGGCCAGGGCGAGCCUCGUAGCAUUCGUUUGACUUUCGAAUUCCGCACUGGCGAAGAGAACCCCUUCUUCGAGAACGAUAAGCUUGUCAAGGAACUCUUCUGGCGCCAGAGGUCCCUUAAGACUGCUGAUGGUAAGACGAAGUGCUGGGAAGGCUUGGUCUCCGAGCCUGUUCGCAUUCAGUGGAAGGAGGACAUGGAUCUCACCAAGGGCUUGCUCGAUGCGGCGUGCGACCUGGCCGAGGCCGAGAAAGGUGGAAAGGACCGCAAGAAGCUCCCUGAGUAUGAGAAGCUAAAGGACAAGAUCGUUGAACUGGAGACUACUGCCGACCAGGAGGAGGAUGAGGACGAUGAAUUCCCACUUGGUCCCGUAGGCACAAGCUUCUUCGCUUUCUUCGGCUAUCGGGGUAACGAUGUGUCCGCGGAGGAAUCGGAGGUCGCUACAAAGAAGGCUGAUGAUCGUUUUGCCAAGCUGUCGGCAGGCGAGUCAGUCGAUGCUGAGGAUGCAGAGGAGGACGAGGAAUUCGAGGACAUUGAAGUCUUUCCGGACGGAGAGCAGCUUGCCAUCGCCAUUGCUGAUGACUUGUGGCCACAUGCUCUCGAGCUUUUCAACCGUGAUGAGGAAAUCGAUAUGGACGAAUUUGAUGGUGAGAUUGACGACGAGGAUGACGACGACGAAAAUGACGAAGAGGAAACCGCGCGCCCCAAAAAGAAGACCAAGGUAUAAGCCUACUGAAUCUUCUCUUUGGCCAACUGAUUCGGA
This is a messenger RNA of Aspergillus alliaceus, 1214 nucleotides long. RefSeq names its product histone chaperone napB. Gene Ontology annotation, cellular component: chromatin; nucleus. Gene Ontology annotation, biological process: nucleosome assembly. Gene Ontology annotation, molecular function: chromatin binding; histone binding. The transcript has 3 exons. Lineage: Eukaryota; Fungi; Ascomycota; Eurotiomycetes; Eurotiales; Aspergillaceae. The coding region runs from base 129 to 1178 and encodes 349 amino acids. The record is from RefSeq and is a predicted model, not a curated record.